AAAUAAUGAUGCAGUUGACUUUGUCUAUUUUCUGAAAAAACAAAAUCAAUAAGGGCAGAAAAGUAAUUGUGGUCCUCUGCAUCUCAUUCUCCUCCUUCAUCCUUUGCCAUUUGGCUCCUCUCUCACAGAACUAAAUAUACAUACACUUUUCUUAUAUAUAUAUACAAAUCUGCUCCCACAUAGAGAUAGGAGAGAGAGAGAGAAAGCACUUCCACCAUUUUAGCAGAGCUGCAUCCACUAACACGCACAACAGCCUGAAAUGUAGGAGCAUUCGAGGAGAACGAAAAGGAUGGCGUCUUCAGCGAGAGCCAGGAUCAGCAAAAUCUUCACUGCCUCCUCCAAACAGCGUAGUUUCGCGCCACCUCGCGCGCUCGGAUCCCCUUCCUUCUCGACCUCCGCAGCCGUUGCCGCCCCCGAGCCGCAGGAGCCGGCGGAGGCGCUCGGCGGGUCGAGAAUUAUGGGGAUGGUUAAAGACUACGAGGAUUAUAGGAGGAAUCUGUACGGUGGAUUGACGCAUAAUGCUCUACUCGUUGAUGCAGUCGGAACACUCGUCGUUCCGUCUCAACCUAUGGCUCAGAUUUAUCGGCAGAUUGGUGAAAAGUAUGGAGUCGAGUACUCUGAGCGCGAGAUACUGAAUAGAUAUAGAUGGGCUUAUGAGCAGCCUUGGGGUCGAUCACGCCUCAGGUAUGUGGAUGAUGGGAGACCAUUUUGGCAGUAUAUAGUGAGCUCGUCUACGGGCUGUUCAGAUUCUCAAUACUUUGAGGAGUUGUAUAACUAUUAUACUACUGAAAAGGCAUGGCACCUAUGUGAUCCUGAUGCUGAGCAAGUGUUCCGGGCACUUAGAAAAGCGGGGGUAAAAGUAGCAAUUGUGUCUAACUUCGACACUAGGUUAAGACCAUUGUUGAAAGCACUGAAGUGUGAUCACUGGUUUGAUGCUGUUGCUGUGUCUGCUGAAGUCGAGGCAGAGAAGCCAAAUCCUAUGAUAUUUCUUAAAGCUUGUGAAUUCUUGGGAGUACAACCCGAGGAUGCUGUACACGUUGGUGAUGACCGUAGAAAUGACAUAUGGGGUGCCCGAGAUGCUGGUUGCGACGCCUGGCUCUGGGGAAGUGAUGUUAAAUCCUUCAAAGAGGUUGCUCAAAGAAUAGGGGUUGAGAUUUGAAAGCAGUCAGUUGCGUCACGACAAAGACGAAUGCUGCUGUUGUAUGAAGAUUCCAUCCUGACUGUAUAUACAUCUUUUCUUGCUUUCUUCUUGUUUUUCAUCUGUAUAAGGGAGGUGAGAGAGGCCAGUGUAGUGUUAGAAUAAAGAGCAGAAAUAAACUGGCGUUUGGAUUUUCUGGUUACUAGACUGACUGAGCGCUUUGGAUAAUACAGUAGAUCUUAUGUUGGACUUAA
Salvia miltiorrhiza (redroot sage) is the source of this 1392-nucleotide messenger RNA. RefSeq lists its product as uncharacterized. NCBI's taxonomy places the organism in Eukaryota, Viridiplantae, Streptophyta, Magnoliopsida, Lamiales, Lamiaceae. The coding region runs from base 290 to 1159 and encodes 289 amino acids. The record is from RefSeq and is a predicted model, not a curated record. The transcript has 6 exons.